GGAAGAUCUACAUUGGUCGGGAUUACAGUCACACAUCUCAAACGGCUAACACGUGUUAGUCUCCCAAAAAUUCGGGCUACACCGAAUAUGAUCGCGAAUUGAAUUAAAAUAACUUAUAGAAAAUUUUGGAGUGUUUCAGGACUUGCUUUUUGGAUCAAAAAAUAUGUGUAAGCUAACAAAAUGAAAUCUAGUCCAAAAAGAAGAGUGUCAACGGACUUAGAACCGUUUUGCUGUAAAAAACUUUCGGUGAUUGCUUGUGUGUUCGCUGUUGUGUCUUUAAUAGUACAGACUUAUAGUUAUGUGGGUAAUAGUGAAGUGAAUUUUGAUGUAGAAGCUAGAAAGUUAUUGAAGAAUGUUCUAGAUGAAAGGAUAGAGGAGAAAAUUGAUGCGUAUUUGAUGGAGAUCAGUGGGAGUACUUCGCAUCGACUAAAAAGGGAGGCUAUGUUGAAACAAUCAGUAAAUCAAGAAGAUAACACCGUGACUCCUCACGUGGAGUUCUUUAACCCUAAAAUGCGGCCGGAGCUAGAAGAGAAGGAUGCAGCGGAGAUGAGGAAGACUGGCGCUAAAGGCCCUGCCCCUGGUGGUGACACUUGGGUUUGGUUGACCAGCUAUUCUAGAGUUCCUUACAAAGUAGUACAAGGUUUCUGCAAAGCAACCCAGGAUUACUGUCCUCCCGGCGUUCAGGGACCAAAAGGACCGACUGGGUUACCUGGUCCUAAAGGGGAACGAGGAGAUGCUGGGGCUCCCGGCACUCCUGGCCAUUCUGGAGGCAGAGGACCUAUGGGACCACCUGGACCUAAAGGUGAACGCGGUUUCCCCGGCAAUCCAGGGCUGGAUGGUCGAGAUGGGGUGCCUGGUGAACCGGGUCUAGACGGUAUGUCAGGCCGCAAUGGUGCUGACGGGGCCCCGGGCAAGGAUGGGCGUGACGGAGUCCCUGGGAGGGAUGGUAGCCCGGGCAAGAACGGGAAGGAUGGGAAAGAUGGUAGGGCUGGAGCCCCUGGUCCACCAGGUAUACGAGGACCCAAAGGUGAUAAAGGACCAAUUGGCUCUAAAGGCCAGAGAGGUAAUGAUGGACGCGACGGUGCUCCUGGAAGACCAGGGCUGUCUAUAUACAACUACACGUUAGAAAAAGAACUGUUUAUACCUCCUACUUUUGCUCAAGACCAAACUCGAGUGAUAGUGCGGGAGGGUGAUACCAUGCGGAUCAGCUGUAACCCCAUGGGCCGGCCGGAGCCCACCGUGGAGUGGAGGCGAUAUGAUGGAACUGCUGUUAUUCAGGGUUCCUGGCGAGACGCCUCAGUAGCUGGCCACGUGCUAAACAUACCCAACGUGUCUCGCUGGCAUACCGGCAAGUACGUCUGUCUGGCCAACAACGGCAUGCUACCUUCUGCCAACCAGACAACUGAUGUCGAAGUCCAUUUCAGUCCUUAUAUACGGGUCCCAAAUAACGUCGUGUAUGUCACUAACAAGACUGUAAAGAUCGAAUGUGAGAUCCAAGCGUGGCCAGAGCCAGUACUAGCCUGGGAAAUGGACGGCAUAACUCUUGAAGGUCUUCGCUACAAGACUGAGAUAGCCCCAACUGGCGACCCCUGGCGGUGGAUCCUGAGGCUCGAGAUCCCAGGAGUGAGGGAGAGUGAUCUAAGGACUUACAGCUGUGUAGCCAAAAAUGAACUUAAUAAUCAGACCGUUAAGGGAGAUAUUACUUUGAGAUACCCAGGACCAAACCACGAGAACGUGCCAAAACAACAACCAGUAGAAUACGGCUCCAGGCCCCCAACCCUGACUUCCUACGAGGAGUUGUGUGAGGUACAGCGCUGCCCCACAUGUCCUCGAUGUGAUCGCGCACAGCUACUCAUUACUUCCAUGAAUGGAACUACUGGACACAAGCCUAGGAGGAAUACUAAUUGUCAGCUCUAUGCUAUUGGUAAGCCAGUUUACCAUCGCUACAAAGAAGAAACCUUUGGGGCUUGGCUUAGAGACUCGAAUGGCUCCGAUGCUCAGAGAGAAAAAUUAUGGACUACGCAGGAAACGGACGUGGAGCGACUGAGAGAGUACAGAACUAAAACAAGCUUCAAGCAAGACCACGUGGAUGAGUAUCAUAAACUGCAGAAACCAUUCUUUGGCAAUGGACACGUAGUAUACAGCGGUUCGUUCUUCUACCAAGCCAACGAGUCAGGAAACCCUGGCGACAUCAUCAGGUAUGACCUGUCGCAGAGCCGCAUCAAGUCUGUCAAGCUGCCUCAUGCUGAUGGUAGACUGUAUACUUCGCAACAUAACCAGGUAGACUUCAGUGCGGAUGACAAUGGUCUCUGGGCAAUAUACUCAAUAGAAUCGUCUAACAAUACUGCUGUAGCUAAGCUCAGUUUUGACCCUAACAAGGAUGGACUGAAUAUCGACUACAUUUGGAAUAUUUCAUUGAAUCAUAAACAAGUAGGCGAAAUGUUCAUAGUCUGUGGAGUACUAUACGCGUUAGACUCGGCAACGGAACGAGAGAGCAAGGUGUCGGUUGCCAUAGAUCUAUAUCUGAACAAACAGAUAGAAGUGGCAUUGCAGUUCACCAAUCCCUUUAGGAAGACUACGCAGCUUGGAUAUGAUCAUAUGCAUAAGGAGCUAUAUUCCUGGGACCGAGGGAACCAACUGACGUACCCUGUGAGAUACAACGAACUACCGUGACAUCUAGAGAAACUGUCUAUACCCUUAACGACAAUGUGAAAAUAUUUUUUAUACUUACAUUUUUGCAAAUAUAAUCUCCAAUACUU
Molecule: messenger RNA, 2759 nt
Organism: Helicoverpa zea (corn earworm)
Lineage: Eukaryota; Metazoa; Arthropoda; Insecta; Lepidoptera; Noctuidae
Exons: 17
Coding region: 181-2673 (830 amino acids)
Biological process (GO): signal transduction
Source: RefSeq, a predicted model, not a curated record